Messenger RNA from Sordaria macrospora k-hell, 1587 nucleotides. The record is from RefSeq and is a predicted model, not a curated record. NCBI's taxonomy places the organism in Eukaryota, Fungi, Ascomycota, Sordariomycetes, Sordariales, Sordariaceae.
AUGGCUACAGGUCUAGAAGGCGUGCAAGAUGCCCUGCUGGCCAUCGCCCAAGGCCAAACAAAGCUCAUCUCGGCGGUGGAAUCCAUAUCCCAACGUGUGAGCAGCUUGGAGAACGACAAGACUCGCGAUACCUCCUCGAAAACCAACGGCGAAGCUCCAAGCCCAAUCACCACUCCGCUCGUUUCCGGCUAUGUCCAGACACCGCCGCUGUUGCAGGCUGAUGCUGGCACCAUGUCACCAUCAUCUCCGCCCGUCGACAUCACAAAGUCCAACUUCUCGAACCGUGUUGUGCUCACCACCUAUCCCAAGCAAAUCGGUAUCAACCCGUUACCGAUGGAAUGGGGCGCGGCCGAUCCCGUCAAGCGUGGCCCGGUAGCUGUCAUCCGAUCUGGCUCGACCAUCCGCAGACGUAACGCCAUCGGAGCUCACGGUGGCUCGUACUCGGUUUACUAUGCACUGGCUCUGGCGGCCAAGGAGCUGGAUCCAGAUCACAAGCCUGAUUUCACCAACACCGAGCCCGCCGUCAACAUUGGCCCUUUCCCCCAAUGGGGAGACCCCAAGAAGAUUGUAGCCAUGGACCCUUGGGGCCAUCAGGUCCCUUGGAUCUUUAAGGAUCUUAUGGACAAGGAGGUGGUACUUGAUCUCCGGCCGACGAUUGCUAUCACGAAAGCCCAUAUGAAGCUACCCGAGCUUGAAGAGAGUGUCAAGGCCGGUAGAUUGGUUCCGGAUGGCAAGAUUUGCUUGAACAGCAGUGGUGAACUUGCAGUAACCAAGUUCGCCGUCGAGCCUGUUUGGUACCUCCCCGGAGUUGCCGAACGGUUCGGUAUUGAUGAGGGUACCUUGCGCAGAUCCCUCUUCGAGCAUACUGGCGGCAUGUAUCCGGAGUUGAUUACCCGCUCUGAUAUCAAGGUCUUCCUGCCCCCUAUUGGCGGUUUGACCGUGUACUGCUUCGGCGAUCCUGCGAACAUGUCAGACCCUUCGAAGAAACUUGCCUUGAGGAUACACGACGAGUGUAACGGCAGCGAUGUUUUCUGUUCCGAUAUUUGCACUUGCAGACCUUACCUGAUCUUCGGUAUCGAGGAGGCCGUAAAAGAGGCUCAGAAGGGCGGUAGCGGCGUGGUAAUCUAUUUCCGCAAAGAAGGUCGUGCCUUGGGCGAGGUCACAAAGUACCGUAUGUCGAAUCUUCAGACAAUGCUUACAUUCUCCUGUGUGGAGGAAUUCUUGAUUGUGUACAACGCGAGAAAGCGCGGGGCAGAUCUUGCAUCGGACUAUUUCAAGCGCACCGAAAACAUUGCCGGUGUAAAGGACAUGCGCUUCCAAGCCCUGAUGCCCGAUAUCCUUCAUUGGUUGGGUAUCACCAAGAUUGACCGAAUGCUUAGCAUGAGCAACAUGAAACACGACGCCAUCGUCGGCCAAGGCAUCCCUAUUAUCGAGCGUGUUGAGCUUCCCGAAAGCUGGAUUCCAGCCGAUUCGCGAGUAGAGAUCGAUGCCAAGAUCAACGCCGGUAUGUUUUUGUCCUACCUACUACCUCCUCCCGUGUUUCCUGGGAAUGAAGGCAAGAUGACUGACGAGGAUCCGUGUCUGUAG